AAUGAAGAAACGUCAAAAACGUAGACUGAAAUAACUUUUACCGCUGAUAAUUUACAAAACGAAGAGUUUAAUAUUUUGUUAUUAAAAAAAUGUAUACAAAAACUUUGUCACCAAUAAUUAGAAGCGUUUUUAUGCGUCAACUUCGCUGCACACAACUUAAUUACUGCAGAGGCGUACCGCAUCCACAAAGUUUAGUUUCUCCAGCGGCGUUAACUUUGCCAACAACUCACCAAGUACGUAAUUAUGCAAAAAGCAAGGACAAAAAAAAGGAGAAAGGGAAAAAGCCAGUCAAAGUUGAGAUCAAUGAAGCACAAUUACGCGACAUAAUUAAUUUUGAUGCGAUCAACGGUCAAAUGCAAAAAACGGUGGAGCAUAUGAAAGAUGACUUCUUGAAACAUCUUUCGCUGCGUUCAACUUCGGGCGCAAUUGACACACUGCGCGUCAACGUAGAUGGUACAGAGCACGAACUGCAAGAACUGGCACAAAUAUCACGCAAAAAUCCAAAAACAAUUAUGGUCAAUAUGAUUGGUUUUCCACAGACCAUACCAGCUGUAUUAGAAGCAAUAACAAAAAGCGGUAUGAAUUUGAAUCCACAACAAGAUGGCACCACACUAUUCAUACCGAUACCAAAGGUCACAAAAGAACAUCGAGAAAACCUUUCUAAGAAUGCAAAAACUUUAUUUAUAAAACACCGAGAUGCUAUCAAGGAUGUACAAAAUAACACCAUAAAAAAAGUUAAAAAACAGACUGAUAUUUCCAAAGACGAUGUCUUUGCUAUUCAAACACAAGUCACUGCAUUAGCUGAUAAAUAUGUAGCAGAAGCAGAGAAACUAUUAGCUGUGAAGCAGAAGGAACUGUUAGGAGAGUCAUAGUGCAUUUAAAAUAAAAAAUAUUUAUUGUUCUGAAUUUGUUUGUGAAAAUUUUUAAAUUCUGUAAAUUUCAU
Teleopsis dalmanni is the source of this 943-nucleotide messenger RNA. RefSeq names its product ribosome-recycling factor, mitochondrial-like. Gene Ontology annotation, biological process: translation. The transcript has a single exon. Lineage: Eukaryota; Metazoa; Arthropoda; Insecta; Diptera; Diopsidae. The coding region runs from base 90 to 872 and encodes 260 amino acids. Gene Ontology annotation, molecular function: ribosomal large subunit binding. The record is from RefSeq and is a predicted model, not a curated record. Gene Ontology annotation, cellular component: mitochondrion.